CAGCGAUGAGAGCUUGAUUUGGGCAUUCAAUCGGUAAGGGGUAGUUAGUGGGUCAGAGCGGCAGAGUGGCGAUGCAGCGUCCCUGAUACACUCAGACGGUAGAGCUGGUGAUGAUCUACCUACGUCGUUGGACAGGCAAGCUUGGACAGUCAAGUCAGCACUUGCCCUUUACACCAGCAGAUGGCACGUCACCUGCCCUUCCCCACCUCAGGUACCUGCUUCUUCUGGCAUAGCGUCUUUGCACCAGGUGCGCUUUCACUCAGCAAUGCAUCUCAAGCUCUCCACCUCGAACUUCCGAAGCAAAUGCGAGGGAGUCGCACUGCUCGCUCUGUCUAUAUGUUUCAGCUCAAUCCGUCUUGCUCAUCACCUCCAACCAUCAGCCUCACGCGGGCAUCCUAGGUCCCUUCAUCAUCCCUUCGUCUACCACCUCUUUCCGCGAUCACCUCCUUCUCCUCUCGCCACUCAGCGCAAUUCAUUUGACCUCUUCCUCACCAACGCACCCAUGCUCUUCAUACCUUUGACUUCAGCAUCCAUCCCUUACUUGCACAUCGCCGUCAUCGUCAAGCUCGUGAACAAAGUCUCCGUUUAAUCUUUACCUUUCAGGCAUCCCCUUGAAGCACAUCCCGGGCUCAUCUACUCCGACCAACCAUCUGCACCCACGUGCCCGCGGACGGCCGCUCGAUACCGGUAGUCUGCGCUCGGAUCAGCAAACUCAGCCCGCUCGAUCUUCGCUGACCGCGGUACACGGCUACGCACUCACCAUUCGCUUUCACCUCGCGCACAUCCUGCAACCCUGCUGGUUAUCGCAGAGCGUCAGUCGAAGCGAUCGCAUCCGUGGACAAAGUGGAUCGCGAGGAACUUGAAGCCACUCGAGCUCAACGGUAUCAUUGAUUGUCAAUCACGUUGCUCGGCGGUGUCGCAUUGAUCGCGCGGAGUUGGCGUCGCUGGACUUCGUGACCAAGCAAGCCCCUUUGUCGCAGUCCUCUUUUCAGGCUCGAGCACUCCCACAACACCUGUCUCAAGCGUCUCAGCCCGCACAACAUCACGGUAGCUUGCCUUCCCGAGCGUGCAGGGCUUUGCCAUCGUUCGUAAACAAGACGGUAGCAUAGGAGCUGACACGCCUGCAAUAUUGAGACGACCUGUUCUCGACGGUCCACUGGCAGCAGGUCUCAUCAAUCGAGCCCCCUUAGCCAUACCUCAGUGCAGCGUACAGACGGACGUAGACUUGGAACUGGACGAGCCAUUUGCAGGUGCGGCUCCGCGCAACCAUCGCUCGUUUCACCAGGGAUACGAGACAACACCGCCGAUCCGCGUUUAGUCAGGAACCGAAGCGGUGCCAACCUUGCGACUCAGCUGAAUCCCGUUUCAUUUAUGGAGCGUUCGGGACCGUCGACGCCCGCCCGCUGCGCCCUCCUCGCUUUUGUUUCGCACCGUGCUCGCGCGCCAACCCAUUCACCGCGGAAGGUGUAGAGUGCUUAAACGCACAUCGUGUAAGCAGCUACAUAGGGCGAAGCAGGGAUAUCAUAUCAUACCUCGAGUGAGUGUGUACUGCGCCUUUGUCGUAGAGCCUUUUGUGGCCCUCUCUGACAUUCCCAGGCCCAUGCACUCAUCCUUAUGAUGGCCUCUUCCAGCACGCAGUCCUUGCCACCAUCCUUGCGAUCCUCCUCUCAAAAUACUUUUCCUUCGCAGCAAGAGCGCCCCAGCAUUCUCACUCUAAAAGCUCUCCCCUCCCUCCAGCACUUUCGAGCUCCGCAGCCUUUUUAGUGGCAAAGUAGCGCUGCUGCAUAGCUCCCUACCACUUUCUUCG
Molecule: messenger RNA, 1807 nt
Organism: Ceraceosorus bombacis
Lineage: Eukaryota; Fungi; Basidiomycota; Exobasidiomycetes; Ceraceosorales; Ceraceosoraceae
Source: the annotation of a GenBank genome assembly